This is a messenger RNA of Purpureocillium takamizusanense, 1608 nucleotides long. RefSeq lists its product as uncharacterized. NCBI's taxonomy places the organism in Eukaryota, Fungi, Ascomycota, Sordariomycetes, Hypocreales, Ophiocordycipitaceae. The coding region runs from base 365 to 1522 and encodes 385 amino acids. The transcript has 3 exons. The record is from RefSeq and is a predicted model, not a curated record.
GGCCUGGAGACGAGACGAGUCAAGUCAUGUGGGCGCUGAUGCCACCUUUCCCCUGUGUAAUCAUUCGGUGACGCCGCCAUCAACGAACUAACUAAAGAACAACGCCCAGUUAGCCAAGAUCGCCAAGAGGGGGCCCUCCCCCCGAUCCCGCGAAGCCAAGAGCUGUUGCGUACAGCAAGUCGGCAUCCCACGCUGUUCGUAGCAAUUGUGCCGACGCAUGAACGACUCUCCACGCAAUGACCGGCUGUCGUCCGAUCAAGCCCCGGCGAGCCGCUUGGUCAUAAAAGAGACGGGUUCCUUUCUGCGCUGCAAUGAAUCACCAUAUAUACUACUCGAGUAACAAUAGCCCUGCCCGUCGCCUAGGAUGAAAGCUUCGCUCUCUGCGUGGUCCGCUUUGACAACGGCCUGGACGCUCGCGUCGGCCGCCGCCGCCGUCACCUGCCCGGGGCAAAACACAAGCCUCGUUGUCGACGUAGCUCCCGAGUUCCCGAGGCCGUACGUGCUUCCAAAGUACAGGGGCCGCGCCAUCAAACUCACGCCGUCACAAAUCAUCCGCUUCUCCAUCACCGCCAACUCGUCUGGCGGGGCCUUCUCCCUCCUACAGCACAACGGCAAAGACUCGGGAUGGACUUCUGCCAGGCCUCAUACCCAUCGCCAGACGCACGAGCACUUUUACUGCGCCCGCGGCCGCGUCCAGCUGUGGGGCAAGAAGAACACGACGGAAGGGAGCCAUGAGGCGAGAGUCGGCACCCUCGGCGACUACGGCAACAUCCCCCCCGGUGCCAUUCACAACUUCCAGCUCACGGACCCGGAUACGCAGCUGACGCACGUCUUUCACCCGGGCGGCUUUGAGCAUCUCUUCGACGUCUACAGCCAAGGCGAGUGGGCGACCGACGGCAUCAGUUCUCCCUUCCUCGCCAUCCCCGCAGACGACGAUCCGUUCGGCCCCCUGACGCCUGAGGUGGACGAGUUGCUGCAGCGCAUGGACCUAUACGCUGCGCCCGAGGAGGAGUACAUCCCGCGGAGAGACUUUGUCAACGGCACAGCCAGCGACGAGGAGGGCCUCAACUGGCACAAUGGUACUAACCAGCUGCCCGCUGACCCCACCGUCCCUUACUUUGUCGCCAAGGACUACGGGCCCAAGUACCUCAACUCGCAGUCGGGCUACAAGAUCAUCCAGCCUCUGGCCACACCGGAUCAAACGCACGGGAACUUUACCAUGGGCACCAUCAUCAUGUCGCCGAAGCGGGCUAACGAAACGGCGUCGCAGGCCAAGCUGCCCCAUCCUUUUGCGUUGCAAAUGGAGGAUGGUCAGCUGGAGAUUUCCGUCCGCGGAUACGGAUCACCGGCCAGGUUGAUUCAAGGCGAUGUGGCGUUUGUGCCGGCCGGUGUGCCCUUUACGUACCACGCGACGGUUCCCUUCACCAAGUUCUUGUACAUGAACGCGGGCGCAAAGGGCCUGGACUUUGAGCUGCUCAAGAACAGUGUGCAGUGGAACUUUACUGCCUACCCUAGCUACUGAGCUCCGUCGUCAGGAUAUACCUCGUACAAAGGAUGUACAUACGAAGUUGGCUAUAGAUAUAUAUAUAUUGUCGCAAAGGGGAGCAU